AUGGGCAUCUGCAGAGGGCUGGUGAAGGCAGCCUGGGGUAACGAGGCCUGGACCUCACUGUCCUACUGCGGAGGUGGAGAUGGGCCUCACUGUCCUACUGCAGAGGUGGAGAUGGGCCUCACUGUCCUACUGCGGAGGUGGAGAUGGGCCUCACUGUCCUACAGCGGAGGUGGAGAUGGGCCUCACUGUCCUACAGCAGAGGUGGAGAUGGGCCUCACUGUCCUACUGCGGAGGUGGAGAUGGGCCUCACUGUCCUACUGCGGAGGUGGAGAUGGGCCUCACUGUCCUACAGCGGAGGUGGAGAUGGGCCUCACUGUCCUACAGCAGAGGUGGAGAUGGGCCUCACUGUCCUACUGCAGAGGUGGAGAUGGACCUCACUGUCUUACUGCGGAGGUGGAGAUGGGCCUCACUGUCCUACUGCAGAGGUGGAGAUGGGCCUCACUGUCCUACUGCGGAGGUGGAGAUGGGCCUCACUGUCCUACUGCGGAGGUGGAGAUGGGCCUCACUGUCCUACUGCGGAGGUGGAGAUGGGCCUCACUGUCCUACAGCGGAGGUGGAGAUGGGCCUCACUGUCCUACAGCAGAGGUGGAGAUGGGCCUCACUGUCCUACUGCAGAGGUGGAGAUGGACCUCACUGUCUUACUGCGGAGGUGGAGAUGGGCCUUAA
Messenger RNA from Knipowitschia caucasica, 666 nucleotides. The record is from the annotation of a GenBank genome assembly. Lineage: Eukaryota; Metazoa; Chordata; Actinopteri; Gobiiformes; Gobiidae.